Messenger RNA from Aspergillus heteromorphus CBS 117.55, 381 nucleotides. RefSeq lists its product as uncharacterized. Bases 1 to 381 code for a protein of 126 amino acids. The transcript has a single exon. The record is from RefSeq and is a predicted model, not a curated record. Lineage: Eukaryota; Fungi; Ascomycota; Eurotiomycetes; Eurotiales; Aspergillaceae.
AUGUUCUUCGUCUUCUUCGUGCGCUCCAUGCAAAACCUCGCCAUCGAAGUCCCCGAAUCGACGGUCAUGAACAUUCUCGAUCGUGUUUACAAACCAGAACAACAAAAGAACAAAGUCCUUUCCCUGAUAUCAGCGGUUGUCUCCAUGAGAUUCGUGAUUGUUACCUUUCAGGGUGGUGUAUUCAACUCGCGCCUGCAAUGGGCUUUUGCAUCAACUACAAUCCUCUGCCAACACACGAACAGCUCUCUGGGCCGUUCCGACAAAGGCCUCAUCCACGGAGUUCCGCCGACUGGAGAUCGUGCACCCAUGCCCUUGGCCCCAUCAGUGUACUCAUCUUCCUUUCCUUUCACUUUGUGGAGCGCCGAGUGUCUCAGUCAGUGA